Molecule: messenger RNA, 3520 nt
Organism: Megalops cyprinoides (Indo-Pacific tarpon)
Lineage: Eukaryota; Metazoa; Chordata; Actinopteri; Elopiformes; Megalopidae
Gene: paxip1
Product: PAX interacting (with transcription-activation domain) protein 1
Exons: 21
Coding region: 88-3429 (1113 amino acids)
Biological process (GO): positive regulation of transcription initiation by RNA polymerase II
Cellular component (GO): nucleus
Source: RefSeq, a predicted model, not a curated record
UAGCUAGCGUGCUAGCUAACUUUGUCUGGUUUUAUUGCCUUUGACAAGUCUGUCGUAUUGCAUUUUUCUUUGAUCGUCUUUAAAAUUAUGUCGGAUGAGGAGUUAAAGGUUCCGGAUGAGCUUUUCAAAGAUGUUAAAUUUUACGUGGUUGGGGAUAUUGACCAAAAGGUCGUGCAGCUGUUGAAAGCUGGAAAAGCAAAGGAAGUUUCUUACAAUGCCCUGGCGACGCACAUCAUCGCAGAGGAUGGGGAUAACCCUGAGGUCAGCGAAUCACGCGAGGUCUUCGAUUUACCUGUCGUGAAGCCAUCAUGGGUUGUUUUAUCAGUAAGAUGUGGAGACCUGCUUCCAGUGACAGGAUUUUCCCCAGAAUCAGGACAGAUUUUCUUUGGUGUAACAGCAUGUCUGCCCAAGUUGCGAGAGGAUCUCAAUGCCUUGUGGGCCUUAAUAACCUUCUAUGGAGGAGAUUGUCAGCUUAAUCUCAACAAGAAGUGUACUCACUUGAUUGUGCCAGAGCCAAGAGGGGAGAAGUAUGAGUGUGCCCUGAAUCACAGCAGUAUAAAGAUUGUAACCCCGGAGUGGGUUUUGGAUUCGGUGGCAGAUAAGAGCAGGAAGGAUGAGGUGCCGUACCACCCGCGGCUGACCUACCAGGAGGUGGAGGAGGAGAGCGGAGACGAGUACGACCAGGGCUCCCAGUCGGACGGCAGCUACACUGGGCGCCGCUCCAGGGGGUCCAGCCCGGCCUCGUUCCGUGACGGCUCGCCCAUGAGCGCGGCGGGGCUCUCCCCGAAACGCGACAAGGGCGGCGAGCUCAUGUUCGACGACUCGUCCGACUCGUCCCCCGAGAAGGAGGACCGCAACCUGAACUGGACGCCGGCGGAGGUGCCCCAGCCGGCGGGCGCGAAGCGGCGCCUGCCGCAGGGCAAGGACUCGGGCCUCAUCAACCUGUGCGCCAACGUGCCGCCCGUGCCGGGAGGCGUGCCGCCCGCGGACGCCCGCAGCAGCGCGGGGGGGCCUCCGGGGCCCGGAGCACCGGGGGCUGAGAGGCCGGAGGUCAUGGCCUCCUGGAAUCCGGCCGCGCGGACGCUGAGAAACAUCACAAACAACGCUGACAUCCAACAGGUUACCAGGCCCUCCAAUGUAGCACAUAUUCUGCAGUCCCUCUCAGCAUCCACAAAGUCAUUGGAACAGCAAGCCAAUCAAAGCCAGCCUGGUGUUCCGCCGAACCCCCUCCUGUUUAACCAGGCCAAGCCCCAGGGUCAGCAGCUCUCUGUAGAAGCUCAGCAGCUGCUGCAGCAGCAACAGCAGCAGCAGCAGCAGCAGCAGCAUCAGAUCCCCCAGCAACAACAACAACAACAGCAACAGCAGCAGCAACAGCAGCAUCACCCCCAGCAGCUAUCCCAGCAGCACCCUCUCCUGCAUCUCCAGCAGCCGCAGCUCAUGCAGCUGCACCAGCAGCAGCAGCAGCAGCAGCAGCAGCAGCAGCAGCAGAUUCCCCAGCCCGGGUUCCCGCAGACGCCGCAGCAGACGCACCAGUUCCUGCAGCAGCCGCACCAACAGCAGAUCCACCAGCAGAUCUUCUCUCAACAACAGCAGCAGCAGCAGCAGCAACAUGCCUUUGCGCAACAGCAGCUGCGCCCUCAGCAGAUACUAAGGCCGCCCCUGCAGCAACUGCAGCAGCAGCAGCAUGCCUUGCAACAGCAGCUGCUGCAGCAGCACAGGUUGCAGCUGCAGCUGCAGCAGCAGCAGCAGCAGCAGCAGCAGCACCAACAGCAGCAGAAUCAUCAGCAUCAGCAGCUGCACCAGCAGCACCUCCAGCAACAGCAGCAGCACCUCCUGCAGCAGCAGAUGCAGCAGCAGCACAUUCUCCAGCAGCAGCAGCAGCUGCAGCAGCUGCAGAAUCAGAACUCCCAGCAGCCUCUGCAGAACCAGACACAGCAGCUCCAGCAGCAGCAGCAGCAGCAGACACAACUACAGCCGCCUCAACAGCACCAGCUGUUUGGGCACGAGCCUGGCUUAGACAUUCCUGAGGAUAAUUUCUUGGUUGGCUGCAUCUUUGCGAUUGCUGACUACCCAGAGCAGAUGUCAGACAAGCAGUUGCUGGCCACGUGGAAACGGAUUAUACAAGCCUACGGCGGGACUGUGGAUUCUUCCCUUAACAAUCGUUGUACUCACUUAUUGUGUGAGAGCCAAGUCAGCACUAUGUAUGUCCAGGCCUUGAGGGAGGGGAAACGCUGUGUCACAGCCCACUGGCUCAACACCGUCCUGAGGAAGAAGAAGAUGACCCCGCCCGACAGGACCCUGCACUUCCCCUUCGCCUUCCCCCCUGGAGCCAAGCCCUGUUCCCAGCAUAUAAUCUCCGUAACUGGUUUUGUGGACACUGAUCGUGACGACCUCAAAUUGAUGGCAUACCUGGCGGGAGCAAGAUACACUGGGUACCUGUGCCGCAGCAACACUGCCCUCAUCUGUAAAGAACCCAGCGGGCUGAAGUACGAGAGGGCGAAGGAGUGGAGGAUACCCUGUGUGAACGCGCAGUGGCUGUGUGACAUCCUCCUGGGGAACUUCGAGGCGCUGCGGCAGAUCCAGCACAGCCGCUACUCCGUCUUCAACCUGCAGGACCCGCUGGCCCCCAAUCAGCACCUGGUGCAGAACCUGCUGGCUGCCUGGAGAACGCCUCUAAAGAUCUCAUCAGAUGCACUUGGGAGCCUGCGGGUUCAGCAGAAGCAGAAGCCGAACACGCCCAGUCCGCAGCCCCCUGCCAAAAAGCCCAGGAUCGAAGAGUUGCCAACGCCAACGAAAAAGCUGCCACCGGAGUCCACGCCCUACGUGUUCUUCACAGGGUUCGAGCCCGCACAGGUUCAGCAGUACAUCAAGAAGCUGUACGAGCUCGGAGGGGAGGUUGCAGAAAGCGCACAGAAGUGCACGCAUCUUGUUGCGAGCAAGGUGACGCGGACUGUUAAGUUCCUGACUGCCAUGUCCAUCGUCAAGCACAUAGUCACCCCGGACUGGCUGGAGGAAAGCUGGAAAAGCCAGAAAUUUGUUGAUGAGCAGCACUUCAUGCUGCGGGAUGCGGAGGCAGAGGUGCUCUUCUGCUUCAGCCUGGAUGAGUCUCUGAGGAGGGCUCACGCUGCCCCUCUCUUCAAGGGGAAGUACUUCUACAUAACUCCAGGAAUAUGUCCGAGCCUCGCAACGAUGAAGGCCAUUGUGGAGUGCGCAGGGGGGAAGGUGCUGGCCAAGCAGCCCUCCUUCCGCAAAAUAAUGGAGCACAAGCAGAACAAGAGCCUACCUGAGAUCAUUUUAAUAUCCUGUGAAAAUGACCUCCACUUGUGCCGGGAAUAUUUUGUGAAGAAUAUUGAUGUCCACAAUGCUGAGUUCAUACUGACAGGGGUGUUGACACAGACGCUGGAUUAUGAAUCAUAUAAAUUCACAUGAUGAUGGAGGCCGCUGACUGAAGACUACAAUGGACGGGCUAUGCAUUUCUCCAUCUACUGAUGAAUUAAUACUUGAGAAUGCAAAGUUAUUU